AAGGAGGCUGGAUGCGUCAGCUCUGGGAUUCCCUCGCGCGUCUUUGGCUGACUCACGCGCCGCGGGGGUCACCCUUUAAAAAGCCUCCCUCCGCCCGCCUGCCUGUCAGAUUUUCGGCAGGAGGCUUUGUGGAUCUUAUCUCUGGUUCUCGGGGGAAAGGAGGAGGAGAGGAAGCCGGGCGCGUUUCUUGAAGAUGGGAAAGCUAAGAGGCUCUGUGAUGCCUGUGGAUCCUCUGGGCAACGCUGGGUUGCUCUGCCAGGCGUGCGGAUUCCUCCUGAUCAACCCCCAGCAGGCGGAGUGUGGGCAUCGCUACUGCAGGGGCUGCGCGAAGGGGCUCUUCAGGGACGCUGACAAGGUGGCCUGCCGUACUUGUAAGAAGGGACUGAGCCCCAAACAGUUCCACAGCGACAAAGCAGCAGAGAAUGAUGCUCUGGCCACGCAAGUUGCCUGCCCAGAUUUUGACUGCACUUGGACUGGAACGCUGAAAUUAUACCAGGAGCACGUUUGCCCCCCUGUGGCACAGCUUGGAACUGCGACGAACGCUGCCUUUGCCCUUGGAGAUUCAGGUGGUGAUGAAGAAAGAAAAUCCUGCUGGAGUGUCAGUAGCAGCGUCGUGGGUGAUACUUCCAUGAAUGUGGAAGCUGUCCAGAUGCGGGUGGAGGCCCUGGAGCUGGCAGUGGCAUCUCUGCGCCGGCAGCUAAACAGCCAGGGAGCCACGGUGAAGACCCUCCAGCGCUGCUGUGCCCAGUACGAGAAGCUCUUGAGGGUUUCUCAGGAAAUCUACAACACGCCUCACGGAGCCAAAGGGUCUGGAGGGACAGCAUCGCCAGAGCUGGUCAGCACUGAUGGCACGUUGGUGUGGAAAGUGGAGAACUUCUCUAAGCUCCUGAAGGAUGCCAAAGCUGGGAAGAAGCGUUCCAUUUACUCCCCACCCUUUGCCACCCACACAUUUGGGUACCACCUCUGUGUCCGGCUGUACCCUGACGGAGAUGGCAUUGGCCAAGGCGGCCAUCUUUCGCUCUUCCUUGCUUUGGCCAAGGGGUCCUACGAUGACGUCUUGCCCUGGCCCUUCCGGCAAAAGGUCACCUUCUCUCUCCUGGACCCCACGCGAAGAAAGUCACCUGUAAAGGAGACCUUCCUUCCCGAUCCCCAUAGCAUCUCCUUCCACCAGCCUCGGGAGAGGCUGAAUGUAGCCAGCGGGAGCCCCCUCUUCGCCAGCCAUGUUGAGAUUCCGAGUUACCUCAAAGACGACACACUUUACCUCAAAGUGGUGGUGGAUCUGGCAGGGAUGGAAAUCUGAGAACGGGAGUCAAUGGGGGAGAGUUAGUGGCGGUUCUCUGUUCCCGCAGCCACUCUUUCAUUUUUUUCUCCCCACCUCCCUUGUAACUAUUUCUAAAUCUCUUCAGCUCCAUCCCUUUCUUCCAGCCACCAGCUGCGUCUGCUACAAUUCCCAUUCCAAUAUGGGUGCUGAACUACCUCUCAGUGGAGUCUAAAAUCUACACAUUUUUGGGCUGUGAAUUGUGUAAUAUCAGCCCCUGAUCUACACUUGGGUGGAAUUUUCAAGGCUCUUUUAAAUCCUACAGAGUGUUUUUUUAUGGACAUUUUUUUUUAAAAUGUGUUUCUGUGAAAUGGAUGGAAGCUGGUGGAGUGUCCUGACAGGCCUUUCAGAUGUCAUGGGUGUGAUACACUGUGACCCACGCACUGGCCACCCAAUACUGUCAGUUGCAUUAUUUAUUCAAGCUGCGGAAUUUGAGUUUUCUUGUUAUGCUGCUUCAGAAUUAUUUAAAAUACAAUUCAUUCAGAAAGAUGCAGAGGGCAUGAAGAUUUUCUUCCGAUGCCUCACUGUGAUGACGUCCCAGCCUAUAUUCUGCAGGUGUCUUGGGAGCUAUAAAUUCAAAAUUUGCUGCUGCUGUGGGGUUUGCUGUGUGUGUGUGUAUGCAUAUAUAUAUGAGUGUGUUUUCCUGCUGCCUAACAGCAGGAUACAGUUAAAAGUGACAUUUUGAAAUAUUCUACGUUUGUAUUUAUUGAUCAGUUCUGUAGCACUUUUUAAAGACAAGGGGGCUUUGCAAUAAUCACUAAGGAUUCCUAGACAUGGAUCCUUAGAUAUGACAAUUCUUUCUACCU
Molecule: messenger RNA, 2124 nt
Organism: Rhineura floridana
Lineage: Eukaryota; Metazoa; Chordata; Lepidosauria; Squamata; Rhineuridae
Product: TNF receptor-associated factor 2-like
Exons: 5
Coding region: 194-1300 (368 amino acids)
Biological process (GO): tumor necrosis factor-mediated signaling pathway; positive regulation of JNK cascade; regulation of apoptotic process
Cellular component (GO): plasma membrane signaling receptor complex
Molecular function (GO): protein binding; zinc ion binding
Source: RefSeq, a predicted model, not a curated record